UAAUGUGGGUGCUGCAACUGUCGUGUAAGCAUUGAUGUCGUAAGUAGAACAUGGCAAUUGUAUCGGCAAAGCUGUGCAGAUACCUUCUUCCGUUAAAUUGUUGUCUUGUGAAGUAUCACUCUAUUAACUCAAUAGCUCCAUCGCAUGCACUCCAAGAAACUGUUAAAAAUGCAGUUGAAGCCAAAGCCUACCAGGACAUUCCUGAUCUCCUCAUUUCCUUUGAACAAGCUUGCCAAAACCCCAAUCCUUUUUCGUUCUUAUCAACCUUUCCCCACAGAAUGCAAGUAGUUGAUGAGAUGUUACAGUCUUUCAUCCCCAUAAGGCCCCGCUCUCGUGCUCAGGCUGCUUAUGCAUACCUCCUGUCUUUUACUCUCCAAAGCUCCAAUCCUCUCCCUCUUGGUCUCGCGAUUCUUCAGCGCACUCUUCGCUCUGGUUGCGUCCCUGUUGCUCAAACCCGUCUUCUCCUCUCGUCUGCUUGGCUGGACUGCAGGAAGGAAUCUCGGUCUGUCUCUGACAUCCUGUUUGAGAUGCAGUCAAUUGGAUAUAACCCCGACUGUAGCACAUGCAACUACCUUAUAUCGUCUUUGUGUGCUGUUGAUCAGUUGGAUGAGGCUGUUAAGGUCUUGAAGGGCAUGAGUAAGGCUGGGUGUGUUCCUGAUUUGGAGAGUUUUGACACAGUAGUCGGUGCAAUGUGCACGGUCAGAAAAACUUCUGAGGCAUUGGAUAUGAUACAGAAAAUGGUGGAGAAAGUUGGGUUGACACCGAGGCAGGGGACUAUUGUGAAAGUAGCAUCAGCAUUGCGAGCAAACAAAGAGAUAUGGAGAGCAGUUGAACUGAUUGAGUUCUUAGAGAGGAAGGAUUACCCUGUCGGUUUUGAGAGCUAUGAUUUGGUGGUUAAAGGCUGCUUGGAUUCUGGUGAGAAUAUUUUGGCAGGGAAACUGGUCAUGGGGAUGACAGAGAAAGGUUUCGUACCAUAUAUCAGGACCAGGCACAAGGUUGUGGAGAGGUUGGCUGGUGCUGGUGAGUGGAAAUUGGCUAAUGCUGUGAGACAAAGAUUUUCAGAAUUGAGGUCUUAGCACGUUCUCCAUCUUCCUUGAGUCCAUGGAUUCUUUGCAUAUAAGGGAGCUGGUUUUCAGCAGGAUAUACAUGUAUUGCACCUUAAUUUUGAGGCCAAUGUUCCUUCAUGCUGCCACUCAGCUUCACAAAAGUCUGGUGAUAUAUGAGUAGACUUUGAUAUUAGAAGUGGCGAGAACAACCCCUAGAAUCCUACGACAUUGUAAGUUAAUUUGAUCGGAUUGCUGAACUAGCAAACUGGGUAUUACAGAUAAAGAAAUGCAUGUUCAAGGAUUUUCACUCCCAAGUUAAACUUCUAGAGUGUCUCACUAUCAAAGCAACUUUCAACAGAGCUUUGAUGUUGAAUCCAUAUUCGGAAUAUCGGUUUCACAAUUCGUUCAACCGGGUUUAAAUCUCUACAAUCUGUAAGAAUUCAUGGUGGUCAGGUUGGGGUCAGUUGUGGACUAGCAACAAGAUAGAGAUUGUGAAUUUUAUAUGAGGAGGAGUCUGUGGAGCCUGCAAAAAGGCUCUCAUGUCUACUACAAGCAAUGUUGGGUUUUGUUAUUGUCAAGUAUGGCAAGGUUAUUAGUGAACGCUUUCACCAUAAAGCUGGAUAGAGGUUCUUGAUAUGAUUCUGGCGAUGUGGCUGAGGAUGCAACAGCAUAUGUGAACUUGGAACCAUAUAAUCACUGCUGUAGAAGUUGUACGUUGUUAAUGU
Molecule: messenger RNA, 1771 nt
Organism: Fragaria vesca subsp. vesca
Lineage: Eukaryota; Viridiplantae; Streptophyta; Magnoliopsida; Rosales; Rosaceae
Product: pentatricopeptide repeat-containing protein At1g06270-like
Exons: 3
Coding region: 51-1076 (341 amino acids)
Molecular function (GO): protein binding
Source: RefSeq, a predicted model, not a curated record